This is a messenger RNA of Eucalyptus grandis, 1705 nucleotides long. Its product is annotated as flavin-containing monooxygenase FMO GS-OX-like 4. The record is from RefSeq and is a predicted model, not a curated record. Lineage: Eukaryota; Viridiplantae; Streptophyta; Magnoliopsida; Myrtales; Myrtaceae. The transcript is spliced from 6 exons. Gene Ontology annotation, molecular function: NADP binding; flavin adenine dinucleotide binding; N,N-dimethylaniline monooxygenase activity. The coding region runs from base 70 to 1545 and encodes 491 amino acids.
ACCGUAGAUUUUGUCGCCAUUCGUUCGUCAUCUUUUCGGGCACGAGAAAGUUUGCCCUCGUCGACGACCAUGCACAUGGCCGCCUCAAUGAUUUCCCGCCACGUGGCGGUCAUCGGCGCCGGAGCCGCCGGCCUCGUCGCCGCCCGCGAGCUCCGCCGCGAGGGCCACAGGGUCGCCGUCUUCGAGCGGGAGCCCCGCGCCGGCGGCACCUGGGUCUACACGCGCGCCACCGAGCCGGACCCGCUCGGGAUCGACCCGUCCCGGCCCGUGGUCCAGUCGAGCCUCUACAAGUCCCUGCGCACCAACCUGCCCCGCGAGGUGAUGGGGUUCGGGGACUACCCGUUCCUGCCGAGGGCGGACGGGUCGGGCGACCCGAGGAGGUACCCGGGUCACGAGGAGGUGCUGGCGUACCUGGAGGAUUUCGCGAGGGAGUUCGGGCUUGAAGAAAUGGUGAGGUUCGGGGAGGAGAUUGUGGGGGUCGGGAUGGCGGAGGAGGGUGGAAAGUGGAAGGUGACGUGCAGGAUGAGCAACGGCGGCGGCGGCGGAGGCGGCGGAGGCGGCGGCGGAGAAGAGGAAGUUUUUGAUGCGGUGGUUGUUUGUAACGGGCACUACACGGAGCCCCGAAUCGCCGAAAUCCCCGGCAUUGAUCUGUGGCCAGGGAAGCAAAUGCACAGCCACAACUAUCGUACACCCGAGCCAUUUCAGGAUCUAGUUGUUGUUCUGAUAGGGAGUGCUGCAAGUGCCGUGGACAUCUCUCGGGACAUUGCCCAGGUUGCCAAAGAAGUUCAUGUGACAUCUAGAUCAUAUGAAGUCGAAACUCUUGGAAUGCAAUCUGGCUAUGAUAAUUUGUGGCUUCAUCCCAUGAUCGACAAGGCCCAUGAAGAUGGUAAAGUCACUUUCCUCGACGGGAGUUCCAUAGGCGCCGAUAUCAUUCUACAUUGCACCGGGUACAAAUAUCAUUUCCCUUUUCUUGAAACCAAUGGAAUUGUGUCCGUAGAUGACAAUCGUGUCGCACCAUUAUACAAGCACGUAUUCCCACCACAUUUGGCGCCUUGGCUAUCAUUUGUAGGAUUGCCAUGGAAGGUUUGUACCAAGCACCGAUCAUCCUCGAUUCCUGUAGUGGGUUUUUCCCGGCUCUUUUUCUUAAUCUUUGUAAAUUAUUCUCUUGACAUGAUUUUCCAGGUUGUACCAUUUCCCCAGUUCGAGUAUCAGAGCAAGUGGAUAGCCGGUGCUCUGUCCGGUAGAGUCGCUCUUCCAUCAGAGGAGGAGAUGAUGGAAGAUGUAAAAGAUUUGUACUCCAAACUUGAAGCUUUGGGCGUACCAAAGCGAUAUACUCAUAAUUUAGGCAACUCUCAGUUUGAGUACAACGAUUGGCUAGCGGCACAGAGCGGAUCUCAGCCGUCUGAAGAAUGGAGGAAGAAAAUGUAUUCGGAGAGUUCUAUGAAGAGACGUGCCCGACCCGAGGCGUACCGUGAUGAGGAGGUAGACGAGACAUUGAUUUCACAAGCGCACGAGGACUUCGCCAAACUCCCUUCGCAUCGAUAAUGUUGUAGCCGUGUUCCCUAAUAAAUAAGGUGGUCCAAAGGAGACCCUUCAUCAUGGAUCUCAGUAUUCAUUUAUUUGUCGAGAAUAAUGCCGGAUUGGUAAUGACAACAAAAGCCAACAAAAAACAAAAGUGCAUCUUUUGAGAACUUUUGCACAUUCA